GCUUCCUCUGUAUAUGUAUAAUAUAUAUAUAUAUAUAUAUAUCGAUGGUGUCAAGGCAAUACCUCGUAUCUCCAUUUUUUGAUAAAUUUGAAUUACCCGCUAUAGACAAAGAGCUAGAGAGCAUGAUAGUGCUGAACAAUCAAGCGGUUCCUUUUUGGCUUGCAUUUACCCAUAAUUCCCGCUCAAAUUCGUGCAAUACCUCGUAUCUCUAAAAAUAUGGCGUCUUAUGUAGAGUGUUUAUGUGAGUGUUGAUGCUUUAACGCAGAAAAAUAAGAUCAAAAAUUGCAAGAUGCGUGGCAAAAAAAUAUUGUAAAUGUGCCAAGCUGCGUCCUUGUCAAGCACAAGUUUUUUGAUUGGAAAAAUAUUGUUUCAGAUAUUUCUCCAACUCAAGAGCAGCAAACUAUGGAUUUUGAAAAUAUAAUAGACCAAGCAGAGAUGGUUUUCGAUAAUACAGACAAUAAUGUGGAUAGCAGACAAAAUUUAGAGGAACCACGUAGUUCUAAAUUCAGAUUUUCUCGAACUACAGAAU
Molecule: messenger RNA, 529 nt
Organism: Acanthoscelides obtectus
Lineage: Eukaryota; Metazoa; Arthropoda; Insecta; Coleoptera; Chrysomelidae
Source: the annotation of a GenBank genome assembly